AACCCCCCUUUCCUCCUGAAUUCCAUCAUCGACGUCGACGUCGUCCUCGACGAUGUUCAACCUAUCGACGCGCACCGCGAAUGCGCUGCGGCGGUUGGCCGCGGGCAUGGCCACCGCCGUUGAGCCCCGCAUUGGCGACACCAAGGUCGCCAUGUCGCUCUUCGAGAAGGAUGCCUACAUCAACUAUCAGCGGAUUGAGGACAACCUGAAGGUCGUUCGCGAACGUCUUCGGAGACCGCUGACGAUGUCGGAAAAAAUCUUGUACGGGCAUCUUGACGAUCCCCACACGCAAGAUAUCGUGCGGGGGACUUCAUAUCUGAAGCUGCGUCCGGACCGUGUCGCUUGUCAGGACGCCACGGCUCAGAUGGCUCUCCUCCAAUUCAUGUCGUCUGGAAUGGACACCGCGGCUGUUCCGACGACCGUGCACUGCGACCACUUGAUUGAGGCCCAGGUCGGUGGUCCCAAGGAUCUUGCGCGUGCUGUGAAGAAUAACAAGGAGGUGUACGACUUCUUGGCGACCGCCACCGCCAAGUACGGUCUCGGUUUUUGGCGGCCUGGGUCUGGUAUCAUCCACCAAAUCAUCCUCGAAAAUUAUGCCUUCCCCGGUGGUCUCAUGAUUGGUACCGACUCGCACACGCCCAAUGCUGGCGGUUUGAACAUGCUGGCUAUCGGUGUAGGCGGUGCGGACGCUGUCGACGUUAUGGCGGAUCUUCCUUGGGAGCUCAAGUGCCCCAAGGUCAUUGGUGUUAACUUGACUGGUAAACUUUCAGGCUGGACAGCUCCCAAGGACGUUAUCCUCAAGGUUGCUGGCAUCCUCACUGUCAAGGGUGGAACCGGUGCUAUUGUCGAGUACAAGGGCCCUGGUGUCGAAUCACUGUCUUGCACGGGUAUGGCCACGGUUUGCAACAUGGGUGCUGAGAUUGGUGCAACGACGUCCGUCUUCCCCUUCAACCACCGUAUGGUCGACUACUUGAAUGCCACCAAGCGUCCGGAGAUUGCCAAAUAUGCUCAGCGGUUCGCACCUAACCUGCAGGCUGACGAGGGCGCCGAGUACGACGAGCACAUCGAGAUUAACCUGUCUGAGCUUGAGCCUCACAUCAACGGUCCUUUCACCCCCGACCUGGCUACCCCUGUCUCCAAGUUCAAGGAGGAAGUGAAGAAGAACGGUUGGCCUGAGGAACUCAAGGUUGCUCUCAUCGGUUCUUGCACCAACUCCUCGUACGAGGACAUGUCCCGCGCUGCUUCUAUCGCCAAGGAGGCGGCCGAUCACGGUCUCCAGACCAAGUCCAAGUUCACUAUCACUCCCGGCUCCGAGCAGGUUCGCGCUACUAUCGAGCGUGACGGUCAGAUCGGCAUCUUCGAGAAGGUCGGCGGUCUCGUCUUGGCUAAUGCGUGCGGCCCCUGCAUCGGUCAGUGGGACCGUCAGGACGUCAAGAAGGGCGAGCCCAACUCGAUCAUCACCUCGUACAACCGUAACUUCACUGGCCGUAACGAUGCUAACCCCGCCACCCAUGCUUUCGUUGCCUCCCCCGAUAUCGUCACCGCUUUCGCUUUCGCUGGCCAGCUCACGUUCAACCCCUUGACUGACACGCUCAAGGGUGCUGAUGGCAAGGAGUUCAAGUUCUCUGAUCCCUCUGGCUUCGAGCUUCCUCCUCGCGGCUACGACCCUGGACAGAACACCUUCCAGGCUCCCCCGGCUGAUCGUGCCUCCGUUCAGGUUGCCGUUGACCCCAAGAGUGACCGUUUGCAGCUGUUAAAGCCCUUCGCUCCUUGGGAUGGCAAGACCCCCACCGAUCUCCCUAUUCUCAUCAAGGUCAAGGGCAAGUGCACGACUGACCACAUCUCGGCUGGUGGCCCCUGGCUCAAGUACCGUGGACACCUCGAGAACAUCUCCAAGAAUUGCUUGAUUGGUGCCAUCAACGCCGAGAACGGCGAGGCUAACAAGGUUAAGAACCAGAUCACUGGCGAAUACGGCCCCGUCCCCCAGACUGCUGAGUACUACCGCGACCACGGCAUCAAGUGGGUCGUCAUCGGUGACCACAACUACGGUGAGGGUUCGUCCCGUGAGCACGCCGCUCUCGAGCCCCGCUUCCUCGGCGGUCUGGCUAUUAUCACCCGGUCCUUCGCCCGUAUCCACGAGACGAACUUGAAGAAGCAGGGAAUGCUUGCCCUGACCUUCGUUGAUCCCGCCGACUACGACAAGAUCCGCCCCAGCGACAAGGUCGAUAUCUUGGGCCUGGAGAGCUUCGCGCCUGGCAAGAACCUGACGCUUCGUGUGAAGCACGAGGAUGGCUCGCAGGAGGAGAUCCCUCUCGCGCACUCGUUCAACGAGGGCCAGAUUGAGUGGUUCAAGGCUGGUUCAGCUCUGAACUUGAUGGCGAAGAAGCGCGCCGACGCUACGGCAUAGAGCGCUAGUUAGUACGUGAUGGGUGGAUGGAUGGGGUAUCCUGUCAUGAGCUAAUGUCUGACGCUUCUCUCAUUGUGUUCCGCUGAUUCAUCAAUCUCUUAUAAUGUAGUCUAUUAGCUGUCCUGUUUUCUUUCGUGUUCCUGUGUAAUGAGUAUGCAAUGACAUUGCAAAUUACUAAAUGCGGAUAGGAUAUUACGGUCUGCGUCGGACAAGC
This is a messenger RNA of Gloeophyllum trabeum ATCC 11539, 2621 nucleotides long. Its product is annotated as aconitate hydratase. NCBI's taxonomy places the organism in Eukaryota, Fungi, Basidiomycota, Agaricomycetes, Gloeophyllales, Gloeophyllaceae. Gene Ontology annotation, biological process: tricarboxylic acid cycle. Gene Ontology annotation, molecular function: 4 iron, 4 sulfur cluster binding; aconitate hydratase activity. The coding region runs from base 53 to 2407 and encodes 784 amino acids. The record is from RefSeq and is a predicted model, not a curated record. Gene Ontology annotation, cellular component: cytosol; mitochondrion. The transcript has 8 exons.